This is a messenger RNA of Theobroma cacao (cacao), 1686 nucleotides long. It is a transcript of the gene ACOS5, whose product is annotated as acyl-CoA synthetase 5. NCBI's taxonomy places the organism in Eukaryota, Viridiplantae, Streptophyta, Magnoliopsida, Malvales, Malvaceae. The record is from RefSeq and is a predicted model, not a curated record. Gene Ontology annotation, biological process: fatty-acyl-CoA biosynthetic process. Gene Ontology annotation, molecular function: long-chain fatty acid-CoA ligase activity.
AUGGGAACUCCAACUGCGAUACAACAUUUAGAAGAUAAUGGUGAACAUUAUUUCGGUAGCAAAUAUCCGUCAGUUCCAGUGCCUGAUAACUUGACCCUGCCAGAAUUUGUUCUCCAGGAUGCUGAAUUAUAUGCUGACAAGGUAGCAUUUGUUGAAGCUGUGUCCGGAAAGGCGUAUACUUAUCGCGAUGUGGUUAGGGACACAGGGAGGUUUGGGAAGGCCUUGAGGUCAAUUGGCCUCAAGAAAGGGGAUGUAGUCAUAGUGCUACUCCCUAAUAUUGCAGAGUAUGGCAUUGUUGCUCUGGGAAUCAUGGCUGCUGGUGGUGUUUUCUCAGGUGCAAACCCAGCUUCGCACGCAUCAGAAAUAAAAAAACAAGCAGAUGCUGCAAAUGCCAAGAUGCUAGUAACAAAUGGUCCAAACUAUGAAAAGGUGAAAGGUCUGGAGCUACCAGUCAUUGUACUAGGUGAAGAGCGCAUUGAAAGUGCCAUGAAUUGGGACGAGUUGCUCAAAGCAGCGGAAAAUGCCGGUGAAGGCACCAGGUUUACCAAGGAGGAAGUUGUCCAGAGUGAUCUAUGCGCCCUUCCAUUCUCAUCAGGCACCACAGGGGUUUCAAAGGGUGUAAUGCUAACCCAUAGAAAUUUAGUGGCUAAUUUAUGCUCCUCUCUCUUCAGUGUAGGGCAAGAGCUGGUAGGUCAGGUUACUACAUUAGGCCUGAUUCCCUUCUUUCACAUAUAUGGGAUUACUGGAAUCUGUUGUGCCACGCUUAGGAACAAAGGGAAAGUGGUGAUAAUGAACAGAUUUGAUCUUAGGACAUUCCUGAAUGCGUUGAUCACGCAAGAGGUGACAUUUGCCCCAGUCGUGCCACCAAUAAUUUUGGCCUUGGUUAAGAAUCCCAUAGUGGAGGAAUUCGAUCUUAGUAAGCUCAAACUCAGGGCUAUUCUGACUGCAGCAGCUCCAUUAGCCCCAGAGCUCCUUACCGCCUUUGAAAAAAAGUUCCCUGGUGUUCAAGUCCAAGAGGCAUAUGGACUAACAGAGCAUAGCUGCAUCACACUGACCCAUGGAGACCCCAUUAAAGGACAUGGCAUUGCAAAGAAGAACUCAGUUGGGUUUAUCCUUCCCAAUUUAGAGAUCAAGUUCAUUGAUCCUGACACUGGUCGAUCUCUGCCCAAGAAUACCCCGGGUGAAUUGUGUGUCAGAAGCCAAUGCGUAAUGCAAGGCUAUUACAAAAACAAGGAGGAGACUGAUCGGACCAUUGACAAGAAUGGGUGGCUGCAUACGGGUGACAUUGCGUACAUAGAUGAUGAUGGAGAUAUUUUUAUUGUGGAUCGCAUCAAAGAGCUGAUCAAGUAUAAGGGGUUUCAAGUAGCUCCAGCCGAGCUGGAAGCUAUCCUCCUAACUCAUCCCUCGGUUGAAGAUGCAGCAGUGGUGCCGCUGCCUGAUGAGGAGGCAGGUGAAAUCCCAGCUGCAUGUGUUGUUAUGAGCCCAAAUGCCACAGAAAGUGAAACAGACAUCAUGGACUAUGUAGCCUCCAGUGUUGCACACUACAAGAAAGUGAGGGUUUUGCAAUUUGUGGAGACAAUCCCAAAAUCUCCUUCAGGGAAGAUCAUGAGAAGGCUUUUGAAAGAAAAGAUGAUGGAAAAGAUGGGGAAAAACAUUCCCACAGCUAAUGCAACAUUGCCUACAUAA